Messenger RNA from Scatophagus argus, 9118 nucleotides. RefSeq lists its product as uncharacterized. Gene Ontology annotation, cellular component: transcription factor TFIIIB complex. Bases 203 to 8047 code for a protein of 2614 amino acids. Gene Ontology annotation, biological process: RNA polymerase III preinitiation complex assembly. The record is from RefSeq and is a predicted model, not a curated record. Gene Ontology annotation, molecular function: TFIIIC-class transcription factor complex binding. NCBI's taxonomy places the organism in Eukaryota, Metazoa, Chordata, Actinopteri, Scatophagidae. The transcript is spliced from 29 exons.
UCUUGCCUCUAGACUGUAUGAUCUUGCCUCAGCCGACUCGCUUACUGAUCCGACUACAUUUCCCACAACCCCUUUCGGCCACGAAAAUAACGUGUCAUGAAAACAUGGCGGAUUCUUGUUCUCAUGAGGUUAUCUAUGUUAGCUACAGCUACGUGCCACCCGUCGUCGACAAAUAGACGGCAUAUUUCGGCGACAGGUCAAAAUGUUUCGUCGGUCAAGAUUCAGCAUUCGGCCCAACGUUGGUACGGCAGGGAGAACUACAGCAACCUCACAGGAGUCCCCUCCGGUAAACCAGGAAACCAGCGAGACCCCCAGAGUUGUCAGUGAGAGCUGCACUGCUCCUGCUGUGACAGAUAACAAGAGUGUUGUGACCCCAUCAGAAAAAUCUGCAGCCCCAGGGGAUGGUAACGAUCAAAAUGGGGAAGGUACCAGCUCCUCAGCAGCAGUGCAGAGACGGAAACGAUUUUCUGUCAAGCCUAAAGUGGCCCCAGGUCGCCCCUCCACCUUUUCUCGGACGCUGAAGUCCCCCGUCAAGGCAGUUUCUGAAACCCCCGUUGAAGUCCCCGGCUCAGAGAAACCAACUACAACAAGCCAAGCUGCAAUUACUUCACCUCCACAGGCGCUCCAGUCCCCAAGGCGACGGAGGCCUUCAGAGGAGAGCAAGCCGUCCAAAGUGCAGCCUAAACCCACCCUCAUCCCUUCUGAUGGUUCAGGACCUUCAGCUUUUCCUCUACCUGAGGAUUUACCCAAAAAUGCUGAUCUACCAGCAGACAGUGGCAAACAAGUAGCUAUCACAUCAGGCAGCCAAGUUAAAGAUGUUCCUUCCAGAUUACCAGAUAAAGUUCCCCCAUCUCUGCCAGAUAAAGAAAGUAUUGAGAUAUCGGAGAAAGCCAGGACUCUAGUGUCAUCUAAGGGUGGGCUUUCACCGUCGCCAGCAGCGCUUUCUUUGAGUAGACUCCUGAAUGACCCAUCAGACCUACAGAGGCUUGCAAAGGCCCGAAAGCUCAGAGAGUUGCUCAGACAUGAGAUGCACAAAGAAAAGAAAAUCAAGAAAGCUAAAGCACGUGCAAAGGAAUUUACGAUAGAUCCUGCCAAAAUGACCAUGAGGGACCUUAUCCGUUAUUUACCAGUGUCUAACCCCAUGACAUCUAGCAUAGAAGACCCAGCUUCAGAAAAUGAGACCGUUGUCCCACCUUCUCCAGGAAGAGAAGAGUCACCAGAGAGAGCGCAGGAACCUGAAGUAGCUGCUAAAAUUGCAAGCCCGAGAGUGGAGGAAGAGGAGGAGGAGGCAGCAGAGGAAGAAGAGGAAGAAGCGCUCAUGGUUCCUCAGGUCAAAGUAGCAGAGGAUGGCUCACUGAUCAUUGAUGAAGAGAGCUUGACGGUGGAAGUCCAGCGAGCCAAAGGACCAAACCCAGCUCAGGAUCGAGACCCCAUCUUUGAGCGUGGCUCCACUACAACUUACUCAAGCUUCAGGAAAGGGACCUAUUCGAAACCGUGGUCUAGUGAAGAGACAGACAUGUUCUUCCUGGCAAUCAGCAUGGUGGGGACAGACUUUUCCAUGAUUUGUCAACUGUUUCCUCAUAGAGCUCGAUCGGAGAUAAAGAACAAAUUCAAAAAAGAAGAGCGAGAGAACGCCUGGAGGAUUGACAAAGCUUUCAGAGAGAGGCGCAAAUUAGACAUAGAGUAUUUUUCUAAGUUGCUAGAGAAGAUUCUAGAAGUUCAGAAAAGCAGAAAGAAACUCAAGUCACUUGCUGAGAAGAACUCCCGCAACAAGCCCAAGAGAAAGGCAAAGGGGAAAAAAGCUGCACCGAAGCUGAGUGAUGUGGAGGAGGAAGAUGAGGAAGUGGAGAAUGAAAUGCCUGACUUAGAGGAGGAGGGAGAGAAGGAGAAUGAGGAUCUCUGUAGUGAGGAAGGAACCCCCGUUUCUAGGCCUAAGAAGAACCGCAAAAGAAAGAAUAGACAGGAUGUCUCCACUGUGGAACCAAAUGACAAGAAAAACAAAAGCAGUGGAAAAAGCAAUGAACCAGAUGAGGCCUGCAUACCUGAAGAUGCUGAGGCAGCGCUUCCUGAGGACCACCCAGUCUCAGAGAUGUCUGAAAAGACUGACAAGGUAAAUGCAGCCAAGGACACUGUAAUCAAGCCAGCUAAACUCUCACGAGGCAGAGCACCAAAACCACUGCUGCCUUUAGGUCGGAAGUGGGGUAAAAAGCCUGCACCACCCUCCACAAGGGACAAAGAUACCGUGUCAGAUGAGGGGGAUGUGAGUGUGAGUGAUGGAGCCUCUGAAGAGCAGGUAAAUAAAGACGCAUCACCUGUGAAGCAAGUCAGUAAGAAGAGCGAUGGCGUUUCCUCGGAAGACGAGGAUGCCACUGUUCAACCUCCAAGACCUACCAGGUAUGGGAGAACGCCCAAACCCACCAAACCCUUGACUUACCCUGCCAAAGAUGAUGCCCACUCCUCCAAAUCUGAAACCACUCCUGCCUCACCAGUGGGGACCACUGCUUCCACUACCAAGCCUAAACCCAAAUGCACAGCCAAGAGGGGAAGAUCAUCAAAGUCACAGUCAGUCCAGGAGUCCAAAAAAACCAAACUAGUCACCCUCAGGGCUUCUCAGUCUGAAUACAGUGAUGAGGAAAAUGAAAAGCAGUGGGGGGACGAAGAGGUGGAGGAGGAGCAGCAUCGUGCAUGUAGCUUCAGUAAGGAUGGCAUUGCCCCUGCGUUUGUACCUGCCAGCCUACGCUCCCCACCUCCUGUGAUUUCAGAAGUGGAAGAGACUAUGGAGGAGCUUGAAAUCUUGGCCCAUAUGCCUGAUGUGUUGGGUAUCUCCCAAGAUGCUCUGUGCCCUGAUGUCUCUUGCGAGCUGGCACAAAAUGAGACAGGCACAGCUGAACCUUGUGAACAUCAGUUGGACCUGCUGGUUGAUGUUAUUGACUUCCUUUCUUCAGAAAACACAGAAGUAUCUGAGGAGCAGAGCUACAAUGAGGCAGCUCAAACUUUGUUGGCCAUCGGCAGCCUGGCUCACGUCUCACAGUCAGCACAGAAUCAAACAGCCACACAAGAUCUCAAAACAGAUGUACCAUUAUGUUUAAUUGCAGGUACAGCAUCAGUCAGUGUGGGUGAAACCAGCCAACACCAAGAAGAAGAUAUUGCAUCAAAGCCUGCUGCGCACAGUAAAAACAGUCUCACUCCACUUGUGUCUGCAACUUCUGGUCAAGGAGUAACAGAAGCAUCAGAAACUGUUGCCACUGUGGAGCUACAAAACAGCACAGCAGACAAUGGGAACAUGCCCAUUACUGAAAGCAGCGAUCAGAGGACUGGUUCUGAUAUGAACCUUACCCCACAAUUGCACUCAAGUCCAGAGGGGUCAAAGAAAAUUUCUUCACAACCCAGGGGAGGACGCUUAUCCAAGGUGAAACCAAAACCUAACCUGAUCCAAGCCUCAAGGACUGCACAGUCAAAGUUCCAACUGGAGAACAUGGAAGACUCUAGUCAAAAAGAGUCAAUGGAUGAAAUUUCUCGUAUUGAAGAAAAACUUGCUGAAGAUGCAUCUGGCAAUCAGGAGAGUUCUGUUGGUCAAGUGAUAUCAGAGGCAGCAACGUCAGAUCUGAAUACCUCAAAAAACCAGAGUCAAAGUUUUUCUGACCCUACAUUUGAACCCAGUUUUGAACAUGCUACUGGAGACUCCACUACAGAGUCCACAGACAAAAUACUGGUAUCUCAUGUGGGGACAACUCACAGUAGUUUUGACAAUCUGGUGAUAUGCGACACAGCAGUCACAGACUUGCAAGGGACAAACAUAUAUUCAGCUCCAGUCCAACAGAGCAGCAGCCUUCCUGAUCCAUACGUUACACCUGUUGAAGAUUUACCUGUCAGUCAGAAAGAAGAGAGUGAAGACGCAGCUACGUGGCAGAUUAAGAAGAGUCGAUUCAAGAAAGUCAAACCAAAACCCAACCUAUCACAGACAUCAAGAACUUUGCAGUUUAAAUCUGACACCACAAAAGACAUCAUAGAGAGAAACCCAAACCCAACUCCAAACCUCAAAUUCCAUGAGAAAACAGUGAUAGAUGUUGAAGCAGAACCAACUUGCAUCACCUCUCAUGAAAAACCAAGUAAAAGCGCUGGUCCUACUUCAGAUUUCAAACCAUCAUUGGAUAUAAGCUCUACUAUCACACCAAGAGAAGAACUGUCUACAACUGAAGAGAAAAAUACAGAUGUUGGAGUUGUUCUUCAGAUAGAACCAGCUGCAACAUCAGAUCAGAGAGCCUUGGAAAAACUGAACUUCUCUGAAGCUCAGUUUGAACCCUGUAGAGAACAGUCCACAAGAGGCGUAAGGCCAACAUCUGAGUCCACGGAAGAAAAACUGAUGUCUCAUAAUGGGUCAAAGGACAGUAGCUGUAAUCUGCUGACAUCAAACUUAGCAGUCCCAGAAUUACAGGUUGGACAAGAGUCAAACAUAGACUCAGUACCUGUUCAAGAGAGCAGCAACCAUCCUGCUUCACAUGUAGCACAUGUAGAAGAGUUACCUCUCAAACAGAAAGAAGAAAGUGUAGUUGUGUCUUCUUUCCAGACUAAGAGAGGCAAAAAGGUCAAACCAAAACCUAAAUUGUCACAGACAUCAAGAAUUGUGCACUCCAAACCUCAAAACACAAAAGAGUCUGUCGCACACAUGCAGCUUGCAGAGAAACCUUCCAGUCCAACUUCAGAGCCCCAAUCCAUGGACAACACAGUAGCAGAACCAGCUGAAGCCGAACCAACUUGCAUCACCUCUCCUGAAAAAUCAAGUCAAAGCACUGGUCCUGUUUCAGAUUUGACACCAUCACUGGAUAUAGGCUCUACUCUUGAAGCCACAGGGGAACAGUCUACAACAGAGCAGAAAAAGACAGAUGUUGGAGUUACUGGUCAAAUAGAAUCAGAUGGAACAACAUCAGAUCAGUCUUCUCCCCACGUAACACAUGUGGAGGAGUUACCACUCAGUCAGAAAGAAGAAAGUGUAGUUGCAUCUACUUUCCAGACGAGGAGAGGCCAAAAAGUCAAACCUAAACCCAAUUUAUCGCAGACAUCAAGAACUGUACGAUCCAAACCUCAAACCACAAAAAACCCUGUCACACACUUACAGCUUGUGGAGAAACCUUCCAGCCCAACUUCAAAACCUGAAUCCGCUGACAGCACAAUAGCAGAACCAACUCGCAUCACCUCAUCUGAAAAAACAGGUCAAAGCACUGGUCCUGCUUCAGGUUUGAUAGCAUCAUUUGAUGUGAGCUCUACUCUUACACCAACAGAGGAGAAAAAUAGAAAUGUUGGAGAUGUUGAUCAUGUAGAAUCAGGAGCAGCAACAUCAGAUCAGCGAGCCUCAGAAAAUCAGAGCUUGUCUGAUGCUCUGUAUGAACCCAAUAGGGACCCGGCCACUAGAGACACAAGGCCAACAUUGGAGUCGACAGAACAAGUGAUGUCUCAUGAUUGGACAGCGGAGAGUAGUUGUAGUAACCUGUGUUCAACAGGCUCAGCGGUCCCAGAAUCACAAGUUGGACCACAGUCAAACAUAGACUCAGUACCUGUUUCAGACAUCAGCAACCAUCCUGCUGGACAUCUAAUGCAUGCAGAAAAGCUACUUCUCAGUCAGAAAGCAGAAAGUGUCGUCAUAUCUACUUGCCGGACUAGGAGAGGUCAAAAAAUCAAACCCAAACCCAAUUUGCCACAAACAUCACGAAGUGUGCAGCCCAAACCUCAAACCACGAAAGACCCUGUUGCACCCAUGCAACUUGUGGAGAAACCCUCCACUGCCCACACAAUAGCAGAGAUAGAAACAGAACCAACUGGCAUCACUUCUCCUGAAAAAACAAGUCAAAUUAAAAUAACUGGCUCUGCUUCAGUUUCACUACCGUCAUUGGAAUUAUGCUCUACUCAUGAACCCGCAGAGGAGCUGUCUACGACUGGGGGCCAAAAGACAGAUUUUGAAAGUGCACACAAAAAUCUUUUGACAUCAACACAUUGUUUGCUGACUACAGAGCCUCUCAGUUGUAAGAAGUUAGGACCUGCAGAGUCGGAAAAGUCAAUAGAUGGUACAUCCCCUGAUGCCUUAGUCGUGGCAACAUCUUCGGUUGCUGAGAAUCAGUCUGUAUUGCCAGAAUUAUUUCUUGAAAGUAACAUACGUGAAAAAUCCACAGUUGAAGGGGAAUCCACAGGAGUCGAGGUGGAGGCUGGACCUGCUUCACAAUGGGACUGCAAAACUACCGAGUCAAAAAGCCAACCAACAGAUGGUCCAACUGCUAUUUCAGAUGUUCAGUCUUCAGAACAUGGUUCAGCAGAGUCAAAAAUUAAAUCUGCUAAUACGCAGUCCACCCCAGAUCCAAAAGAAAUCAUCCAAGAGCCAUGCUCAGAGAAUAACUUUGAGGCACAGAGUCAAGUUGCAGUCCCUCAAUAUCCGGAGCCUACUGAAACUAAUCAAACAGCUGCCCAAAGCGGUGAUAAUAAUGAGUCAGAGUCGACUGAUUCUUCCAAGUCCUCAAGAAAAGGUCCUCAGACUCGUAGAGGCCGGCUUGUUAAACCCAAACCCAACUUGGGACGUCGUGGUCAACACCAGCAAAUCCAGAAUACAAAACCAGCAGAAGCAGAUUCUGGUACUUCCUCAGAAGCUGUGGAUGCUUUGGUUUGUGAAAAACCUGUGUCUGUAGUCCAACCUAAUGUUCAGGAAGCAGUAGAGGGAGCUACUGGGCGGAAUUCACCCAUAAAUGAUGCUGAGUCCUCAUUGGGUUGCUUGACACAAGUUAUUGAGCAAGUGAAUCAACAUGACUCCCCUCCAAAUGUUGCUGGAUCCUCUCUGGGUUGUUUGACACCUGACAUUUCUACUCAGUCCCAGGAUGGAUCACAAUCUAUCACAGGAGUAACUCAGAGUCAUCCAAAUGUCACAAUAUUUACAGACAUGCUGCAGGACCAGAUGCCUUCAGAUCCAGAUGAACCAUUUUUCAUCCUCUCUUUAACUGAGAUCCCAGUCUGUUCACUGGCGGAGGUUGUGAACAGGACGCCUGAGCCUGUCCCUUAUCUUCCUGAAACAGAUGCAUCAGUACAGCAACAAAGUAGUGUUCCUGCAGAACAACUGGCAGCUGGAGAUAGACCUGCCUCUGUGCCGGAGUCCACAGAGGUAGGCGAUGAGACAGGCUUCAUCAGUGUAAAAGACACUGGACAGGACAAAGCUGCAUGUGUGGGUUCUGUCAAGGAGAAUCCAGUGGAUCCACAUGACAGUAGUCCAGGUCAGCCGUCCAUAGUGCCAGGGACUGUGGAGAAUAAUGAUGAGACUGAACAUCCCCCUAAAAAGCAGAGACUAAUGGGCACUGGAAGAGCAGCCAAACUGCAGGUUAAGCCCAAAUUUCCAAGAAAGAAUCAAGCCAGCAAGACCCUCGCUGCCAAGGAAGCAGAGUUCUUCUCCACCCAGGGCUCUGAGCUUCCUGGGCCUUCUGUGCAGCCAAAAGCCAUGGAUGAAGUUGUCAGUGAUCCGCAGAAAGAAGGAGGUGAUCAUGUAGAUGUUGAAAAGCAGGUAUUGACGAGUGGAAAGGAGCCUGAGGAUAGCAGCUCAGAAGCACAAACUGCACAGACCAGGAGGACUAGUAGUCGGAAUAGAAAACCUGAAGGCUUCUCUUCCGUACUUUCUGAGACAAACAACACUGCAAAUUCAAGCACUUCUUUAUCUGGCAAAGCAGCUCCCAAGGGCCCUAAGGUCAAAUCCUCACAAGUAGCAAGAAAACAAUCUACCCCAUCACCUGUAGCCUCAACAUCAUAUGAUGUCGAUCCUACACCCACUCCAGUACAGCCAUCAGGGGAAACCCACUCAACAUCCUCUACCACAUCACCAACACAAGCAGAGAUGGAUGUAGAACAGACUUCUGAGCACAGCCGUCUGUCCUCAGACCCAACUCCGUGCACAGUUGAGGUCUCAGUUCCCCAUCAAAUUGACAGUGUGGAGAGUGUCCCAGUUGAGGAGGAGCCCACCAGUGUGUCUCAGUACUUCUUAAGUGACAUUUUUACAGAAGUGGAUGACGGGGGAAAGCCGUAGCGUGGUGGAGUGAGAGAAGAAACCUGCACUCUUACGUUCUUAAAAUUUGGUUGUGUAAAGUCAUGUCUUAAAAGUUAAUUUAUAAAGAAAGACAGUAUAGUUUUUAUUGUUUUUGCAGUCUAUUGUAUUGAAGUGAAGCUAAAAUUACAGAUGAAUGCAUUUUCUUUCACAAGCACUUUGGAUAUGUACAGUAAUUUCAGUUUGCUGGAAUGCAUUUUUUAAACAGCCGUUAGUUCAAAUAAUAAUUACUGAAUUGUACUCACUAACAGCCAAACAUUGGUAACAGUUUGACUCAAAGCUGUGGUGGCUUUUUUCCUAGUUAUUUAAUCCAUUUCAAUAUAUUUUUUUUUUCAAUCUGCAUAUCUGUGAACAUGUAAAUAUUGUACAAUAGCGAACUGGUUUUAAUUGUUUUUCUCCCAUAUUUGUGCCACUGAACACAAAUGACACAGAACAGACAUUUCAUCUCAGGAAGGAAAAUCAGAUUCUUCGCCAUCAUCAUCAUCAUCAUAAUACAGUUGCAUUUUUAAAUGCUUUAUCUAAUUAAUGCCCCGUUUGUGUAUUUUGUGGUAGUUUUUCGUCAUCCAUUCAGAUCUGAAUCAAAUUUUUAUUUUCAUUUGACAAAAAGGAGGUCUUAAAAUUGGCUUUUAGUAAAAGGGUUUGAAGACCAUUAUAUUCUGCAAGUUCACACCAUGUAGAGCAGAGGUAGUGCGACUUAAAGGAAAUUUGUUCUGUAAGACAUUUUGUUGAACUGUAUUAUGUAGAUGAGUUGAAUGUCCAAAGAGGUCCUUGUAUAGCAUCCAGUUGUUAUGUUUGAUACUUGAAAAAUAAACCCAUCAUGUAUUAUCUGCCUUACAUAUUCCAUUAGUUCAUUAAAAGUAAAAUGUGGUAAGAUCUGAAUAAAAUGUUUUCUUCACCACCACUUAACCCACUCUUGUAUCUAGAUGCAUUUUUUGCUGUAAAGUAGUAGAAUAAUUGCAUUCCCUUUGUUUUAUGAAAUUACAUGUUAUUUUAAAUGUACAGACUGAAUGUACAGAUCACCUCCAGCCAUUAAAAACGCAGCUUGUUGAACAG